AUGAUGUCAUUGGGCGCGCGUGCAGUGUAUCAGCCGUGGCAGCUGCAGCCUGCGUUUGCAAAACCGAUGCCUCGAGUUGCAGCAGAUCCACAAACAAAAGGCCAUUCCUGCAGAACUGGGGCAUCUGUGGCAAUCCUCGGAGCUGUCUGGGGCCACCGCGUGGCAAAUGGCCAAAGGAGGAGUGGGUGUGUGGUUCCAUCUUUUCGCGCCUUGAACUGGCGGCUGUAUGCGGCGCUGCUGCUGAAAGCUGCCAUGCCAACAGUCUACACCACCACUAGGAUCUACUUUCUUGGACAGAUGCCUCAGGCCAGCGGUGUGGAUAUUGCCUCGCAGCUUCUCUGGGUGGGCACGAUUCUGCAGGUCAUGGAGGAGGCAUUGAUUGUUCCUUUGUAUCCCUGUAUUGGAGAAACAAUCGGUCAAGGCGUUGCCACCUGGAACAAGGUGCGAACAGGGCUCUUGGUGACUUUGGUUUCUUAUGGCAGCUUCUCCACUAUUGUCAUGGUGUUUGCCGAACCUUUGGUUGAUGGCAUGGCUUCUCGGCACGACCUGCGGGAUGAUACAGUGAAAUACAUCCGCUGGGAGAUGGUCGCUGCAGUGAUUCAGGGCUUAGAGCGCUUCACCCAUGUGAUUUUCGUACUGCUGAAGCGUGACAAAGUGAUUUUGUUGAUGACCCUCUUGCAAGCCCUGCUGACCGUGUUCUUCGAUUAUAUCUUUGUUAGUGAUCUGCCUGGCUCACUCCGUGUUGGAGUCAUCGGAGUGGCCUGGUCCAACAUUUGCACCUACGCACUUCUUUUGAUGCUGGCCUACCAAUACCUUCCUGCAGCAGAACAGGAGUCUUUAACUUGGACAUGGCUUCUUUCGUGGUGGCGGGUGGGCCGCUGGGCCGCGCUUGCAUCCCUGAUUCGAAAUCUGAGCUAUGUGAUUUUUGUGGCCAGAAUGGUGAAUGUCUUGCACCAGUCUGGCAACUAUUGGAUAGCCAAUAGCUUCAUUUGGAACUGGCUCCUGCUACUAUUUCUGCCCUUGGCUGAACUGCUGAAACAAGAGGUUUCAAUUCGGGCCAGGUUGCCAGCAGCACAUAAACAGAUCUUACCAGCGUACUUGCUGCUCUCACUGCUGCUUUUUGUUGUCUGGCUGGUGACACUGCCUGGGUGGAAAGUCUUCUUUCAAGUGGUUUUGAAUGUGGAAAAGCCGCAGAUGGCACUGGAAAUCGCCAACUGGCUUCUACCAUUCUAUUUUGUCUAUAUGUUUGCUGGCCUCUUGGAUUCAAUCUUCUAUGGCCUUGGGCUAACAAACCAGCUGGCUUGGAUCUCCGUUUGCACCAAUUUGGGCGUCUAUGGAUCGGCCUUCCUCCUGUAUCGCUUGGGCGUGUUUAGUCCAUCAAUCCAUAGUGUGAUGUGCCUAUUUGGGUCAGGCAUUGUGGUGGGUGCAGCUCUUCGCUUCAUUGGGUAUUGCCGCUGGCGUCAAACUCACAGACCCUAA
This is a messenger RNA of Cladocopium goreaui, 1479 nucleotides long. The record is from the annotation of a GenBank genome assembly. NCBI's taxonomy places the organism in Eukaryota, Dinophyceae, Suessiales, Symbiodiniaceae.